Messenger RNA from Aspergillus heteromorphus CBS 117.55, 1382 nucleotides. Its product is annotated as mRNA splicing protein PRP18. Gene Ontology annotation, cellular component: U5 snRNP; U2-type post-spliceosomal complex; U4/U6 x U5 tri-snRNP complex. Gene Ontology annotation, biological process: generation of catalytic spliceosome for second transesterification step; RNA splicing. Bases 91 to 1176 code for a protein of 361 amino acids. The record is from RefSeq and is a predicted model, not a curated record. The transcript has 2 exons. NCBI's taxonomy places the organism in Eukaryota, Fungi, Ascomycota, Eurotiomycetes, Eurotiales, Aspergillaceae.
GCGUCUAUUCUAACCUUCAACUCAACGCCAGCUAUCCUUUCGACGUUCGAUCUUUCGCUCUGGUUUCUCGUCGCAGAGGCACUCGGCACCAUGGACUUCGCGUCUCUUAUGUCCAAGGAGAUCUCCAAAUCCAAAGCCCCGAAAUCCGACGCCCCCGACUCCUCCAAACCCAAAUACGCCCGUCGCGGCGACGUCGAGGCCGCCCGCGUUGCCGCCUACAAUGAGGAGCAAGAGCGUCUGAGUCGCGAGCGCGAAGAGAAGCUCAACCAAAAGCGCAAAUUCGAGGACGAGGAGGCUGAGCGACGCCGCGAGCGCGACGACAAAAAGCGCAAGUUAGCUGAGGAGUCCCGGAAGAAGCGCGAGGAGGAGGAAGCGGCGCGUGAACGUGAGAGGAGAAAGAGAGUCGGUUUGCCUGAGGUACCGCCAACGGAGGCAGGGGAUGAUAAGGAUGGGGCGAAUGGCGAGGAGGAUAUUUCGGAGGAGGAGCUGUUGGAGAAGCUGCGGGGAAUGGACGAGCCGGCUAUCUUGUUCGGGGAGACGCAUAAGGGCAGACUCAAGCGGUAUCGUCGGCUGGUGCAGCGGUCGUUGACGCCGAAGCCGAAAAUGUCGGAUGGCCCGAUACCAACGACGCUGGAGUUGGUGCCGGAGGUCGAGAUGAAGAUUCCCGAGAAGGUACCGAAGGACUUGGAGGGGAAGAGGUUCCUCUUCCGCCAGCUGGCAUCGUACUUCAAUAUGGUUCUGAAGGAGUGGGAGCUGGCGCUGGCGAAGCGAGAUUUGUCAGUCAAGCAGAGCAUGCAGGGACGGCAGGCCUACAAUGCGAUGGUGCAGUCAAAGGAGAAUAUGACGCCGUUAUUUCGGAAGUUGGAGAAGGAGGAUAUCGAUGAUGGGGUGGUCGAUCAUGUUGUCGAGAUUGUCUCCAAGGCCCAGCAGCGGCGAUAUGUGGAUGCAAAUGAUGCUUAUCUGCGACUGAGUAUUGGAAAAGCAGCCUGGCCCAUCGGUGUGACCAUGGUUGGUAUCCACGAGCGAUCCGCCCGAGAGAAGCUGCACCAGAGCGAUCAGCAGGCCCAUAUUCUGAGCGACGAGUCUACCCGGAAGUACCUACAGAGCAUCAAGAGAUGUCUCAGCUUUGCGCAGACACGGUGGCCCCCGGAUGACCAGCUGCAGAUCAUGGGUUAGACCACGGAGAUGUGAGUGAAUGUCACUUUGUAGCAAUGAUCUAAUGCCCUUCGAUGUUGUGCUCCGGCUUUUCCCGUUCUUCAAUGGUACUCACUUACCGAAUUUACCUACCUACAAUCUAGGCCCUACUCGGAUGCGUGACUCUACCGGUGUUUCAUGGAAAGAAACUGCAGUAAUAAUUUCUAGUCACUUCCAUUCAAUACAGG